Trametes versicolor FP-101664 SS1 is the source of this 855-nucleotide messenger RNA. RefSeq lists its product as uncharacterized. Bases 1 to 855 code for a protein of 284 amino acids. NCBI's taxonomy places the organism in Eukaryota, Fungi, Basidiomycota, Agaricomycetes, Polyporales, Polyporaceae. The record is from RefSeq and is a predicted model, not a curated record. The transcript has 5 exons.
AUGACACAGAAGGACUCCAGCACCGCUGCACAGUUGUCUCCGCGCCUGAAGGAAAUACUCGCUUCGCACACAGGGCCAGCACAAGAUGUUUCAUCUCUGAAAAAGACGAGCCAUGUCCUUUCGUAUACCCUCGAGGAUGCGAAGGAAAAGAAGGUCGAAGGAGGCUGGUUGGUCCUCAUGACCUGCGCACUCGCCACAGCAAACUCGACCACGAUUACUGUAGGUCAUCUCUACCGUAUGGCGACUCGGCAAGACCCGGAGGACGCAGCAACGCGCCACAGUCUUGCAGAUGCCGUCCACAAGGCUGCUCUCAUGCGCGAAGCUAUAUUAAAGGCCACGCUCAUCAUUGGCGUACCACGUACAAUCCUGGCGAUGGCUAGGCUGCACGAAGCGCUGGAAGAAGACGUCAAGGACAAUCUUCGCAAAAGUGAACUCAGAAAGUUCACGCCAGAGAACGUCAACGAGUUUAAAGCGCGCGGGAACGCGCUCGCAGACUCCAUCUAUGGUCCUCAAUCGGAUGGCAUGCGAGCAAAGCUGCGUUCAUAUCACCCAGAUUUCACUGAAGCGGUAACACAGAUCUAUGCCGCCGUCUUCGCCUCGUUCCCCGAAGAAGCAGCCGUACAAGGAAACCUGAGCCGCGCGCUGAACUCCGUAGUCGCCAUCGCGUGCCUCCGCACCGAGGGAUCCGGAGUCGGGGAGCUGCUCAACGGCCAUGCCCUCGGGCUGCUCAGAGCCCGAGAUGAACCUGGGCUACCAACCGAGGACUGCUGGCUGGCGAGCGAGGAGGGCCUCGAGUGGGUGCUCGCGACCGUGGACAUGCUCCUCGAUGUUCUCAGAUCGGGGGGCUCGGACUGA